CCGGGUUUUUGACGAAUCUACACUAAAAAGACACCAAUCUGACGCAAUACGAUAUAAGGAUUCAUUUCCGUCUGCAGGACUUGAUCUGGAGUUGCAUUAAGAAGGUUUUAUUUCACCCUGGACUUGAAGCAGGACAUGGGUGGAAGUCUACAGCAGACCCACAGGUGCUUUAUGGUAGCUCUUUGUGCAUUUUUGUAUAGCUCUCUUCCUGUUUCAAGUAAUUUGGUGGUCUUGACGAAGACUGCAGUCUCAGCGGACAGCGGCCAUGCAAUUAUAUUACCAUGCUGGCUCAGUCCAUCACAAAGUGCAGAGAAUCUGGAGGUACGUUGGUACCUUGGUGAUAACUUUGAUGCCCCAAUCAUGUUCUACCGGGCAAAACAGUUUGAAGUGACACCGUACCAGGGCAGAGUGGAGUUUGGCUUAAAGGAUGCUACAUCUGGCGGGCUGAAGACAGGUGAUGUAAGCCUGAAACUGUUAAGUGCCACACUUAAGGACGAAGGAGACUACACUUGUUACGUCAGCAGCGAUCAGGGUUAUGACAAUGCAAAGGUCAAACUCACUGUGACUAAAACGGGAGACCUCCCUACUCUGUCAGUUGAGUUGAAAGAUAACAUGGCGAAUGUGAGCUGUAGCUCUAAAGGUUGGCAUCCAGAGCCACGGCUGCGCUGGUCGGUCCAAAAACAGGAUCUGACCCCCAAAGGCCUGCAGCACAGCCUAGAUUCUUCAGGUCUUCAGUCAGUCCACAGCUGGAUUCUUGUCCCCUACUCCUCUGAAGUUUCCUGCUCAGUAGGACUCUCUGAUGAAGGGGCAAAAGAGUCAAGACUGUUCCUGGUACCUCCUCGGAAAGAGGAGUCAGGAUCCUCAGCAGUGGGGGUCUGGGUGGCCUUUGGUGUCCUGAUACUCCUGAUUGCUGUGUUAGCUUCACUUGGACUGUUGCACUUCAGAAAGAGAGGACUUGAUCUGGAGUUGCAUUAA
Molecule: messenger RNA, 975 nt
Organism: Scomber japonicus (chub mackerel)
Lineage: Eukaryota; Metazoa; Chordata; Actinopteri; Scombriformes; Scombridae
Product: butyrophilin subfamily 2 member A2-like
Exons: 6
Coding region: 136-975 (279 amino acids)
Source: RefSeq, a predicted model, not a curated record